This is a messenger RNA of Torulaspora globosa, 2340 nucleotides long. RefSeq names its product Egt2p (gene EGT2). The transcript has a single exon. The coding region runs from base 1 to 2340 and encodes 779 amino acids. Lineage: Eukaryota; Fungi; Ascomycota; Saccharomycetes; Saccharomycetales; Saccharomycetaceae. The record is from RefSeq and is a predicted model, not a curated record.
AUGUUUUCCUACCACAUAUUCCUGAUAGGAUGGUUAGUCUUCCUUUCACAUUUGACAGGCGCUGCGUCUACAGCGGAGGUAUCCCAGUCUUUUUUCAUUGAUGUUCAAUUAAGUGAUGCUUUCACUGGAUCAACGAAUUGUACCGAUGUGAACCAUUGGUUUUUGGUGGAGGCUGACAUUUUUGUCCCUCGAGGGGCUAACGAAGAUAUCUACCUCACAGUGCCUCAGGACUUUACUAGUCUUCCCAACGAUAGUUUCCCACUCAAGUCCGGCUCCAGGACUAUCGGAUUGGUCGCCAGCGAUCACUCUAACACAUUGCGGAUUUCAUACAACAACUCAUUGCCAAGAAACACCACAGCAAGCCUCAGUUUCCUUGCCCAGCUGAGUGGGGAUGCAAAGAAAAAGAUCAAAUCACCAGGUUCAGAGAAUUAUUCUUUCGAGGUUUCAACUGGUUCGUCUUUCAACAGAACUAUAAAUUACGUCGCCAAAGAUCUUACGGCGCUAACGUCAAACGGUGGGAUCUACGCUGAAAAUAACACUGCAUGGUUUACAGCCGAUGUGCCUUUAUCGAUGCUGAAUCGUGCUACAAUUUUCAGCUCUCAAGGGACGAGUAACUCGAGUUACGCAUUUGACACAAGCCUUACCACUGUCGAGGUCGUUGUUGCCGUAAACGAAUUCAACCAGCCACAACGCAGCUUUCCAUUCACAGCGUUUAAAGAUCAAUCUGACAGCUCUCGAAUCCAGCUGAGGAUCAACACCAAAAUUGACGGAGGAAAAUACCUGCGCGUUAAUUAUUAUAGCAAGCCUCUAAAGACGGCUACUAUCGGUAACACUGUUUCCCUGAACUACCCCAAUGGAUUAUCGAAGAGGGACGGUGCUCUCACAAUUAGCUCCAACUUGUAUGCAGUAUCCCAAGCCAAUGUUCAGAAUCAGGGCACUGGGGAUGAAAGUAGUGCUUCGACACCUCCUGUUGUAAGUGUUUCUGGCACAUCCAAUGGAGCCUACGAGACUUUUUAUUUGGAAACAAAGACGGAGCCAGGUGUGUAUACGGAAAUUGGCACCUGGCUUCCAAUUUCUACUUUGAGCACAUCUCAAGCAAGUCCCGUAAGUUCUCAGAGUGCUUCUGACAGCAUCUUCCUGCAACCUUCCUCAAUGCCAUCAUCCGAGUCUUCCCCGUCCUCUUCAUUUUCCUCAUCUGGAAUCUUAUCGUCAAAGUCUUCCCUCUCUUCUUCGAUUUUCUCCUCCGAUGCGUCUCAGUCAAUCACAGCAACCUCCGUUUACUUACUGUCUACGUCAUCUGUGCAGUCCGCUGGCAGUGCUUCGACUACUGAAAGAUCUUUAGCAGCGAAGGUUACUCAAGUUUCUCAUUUCGGUGCUAAGGCAAAUCCUUCCGAUGCCCAGUUGACAUAUUCGCUGGUUACAAAAACCUUGAACGGCGAGGUUGUCACUUUUACGACCCUGUGUCCUGCGUCCACUAUUUCCAAGAUACUUCCAACUCAAGGUUAUUAUUUGAAUUCGACGAGCUCGUCUCUGUUGCUUUCUUCGACUGCUAAUUCUUCAUUCUCUCAUUUUGAGACCUCAACUUUAGGCUCUGAAUCGAUUAUAACGGCUGGCUCUCUAGAACCAUCUGUAAGUCAGUCUAAAGGUUCGAACCCAAAUACGUCGGUGAAGUCCGCCAGCUGGAAUGCUACAAAAACGAAGAUCAGUAAUGCAACAGAGUCCAUUUCAUCUUAUUUGGAACCCUAUCAAGCUUAUGCUGUAAUGACAGAAGAUAACGGAGCAAUUAUAACUUCGUACUUGAGCUUGCGCGGCAUAUCCACGUUAAGCUUCCCCGCUACCUCGAAAACAGAAACUACCGCUGUAAGCUCAGAUGCGAUCGAAUCAGUAGGCAGCAGUAGUCAUGAGCUUCAAAACAUAGAACCUGUGAAAAGCCAGUCACUUGGCUCAUUUUCCAGCUUAGGCAUCAGCGGCAUUACAUCAAGCACAGCGACAAAAGGUUACGCUGCAGGCCCUACUAUAAAUCCUGGCUUCGGCUCCAGCUCCGGUCUUUACUCCAGCUCUAGUGUCAACAGUCGCACUGCGGGCGCAACUCAAAAUCAUCCUACCAAUUCCGUCAUGAGCUCCGAUAGACCUUCUGUGACAACAAUGGAGAAUUACAUCGCUAGCCCAAGCUCAAAUUCCAGUUCCAGUUCCUUGGCCAUUCAAACACAAUUGACAUCAACUGAAGGCGCAUUUACUUCGCUAUUGUCGAUUAUGUAUGAAGGUGGAGCGAACGGCGCAUUGAGAAGGCCAACUGGAUUGGCAGGCUUCUUCAUCAGCUUCGUUCUGUUGUGGGUUUAA